Messenger RNA from Notodromas monacha, 1734 nucleotides. The record is from the annotation of a GenBank genome assembly. Lineage: Eukaryota; Metazoa; Arthropoda; Ostracoda; Podocopida; Cyprididae.
AUGGAGUCCGGAGACUGCAUUUCCACGUUUAAAGUGGGAGAGGAUCGGUUCUUGAAUUCGUUGGUUGUAUCGGAAAACGGGAAGAUCUGCGUUUGUGGAGAUGAAACUCAGAAGCCGUUUCCUUUGCUUGUUUGGGAUCUUGAGAAAAGGAAGUUAGUGUUUGAUCUCCGCAUCCCACACCAUGAAUUCUUGACGCAUCUCAUGGCGAUCACGAAGGAAGGGCAUUACGUCGCAUGUGCAUGUGAGGAAAUCGAUGGGAAUGAAGCAAUGUUCAUCGUGGUGUACGAUCUUCAAAACGGAACCCAGUUCAAGAGGCUGAAACCCGGGAAGCCGAUGGUCGCCCUCGCCAUCUCCAAUCCGCAAGGACACGGGCAAACGUCUCUGCUGUCGCCGUCGAGGUCACCACAUUCCACGCUGCAGGCGCUGGUUGCUGGCUCUCUCGGUCCCAGUGGUAGGCGAACCUCUGUGAUAUCCUCGCCAAUUUCUGCCACUCCCCCUUUGAUUCCAUUGUCUGGGAAUGUCACCCCAACUCCUGGCGCAGGUGUGCUGCAGUAUCAAGAGCCUCGUGACCCGUACGUUAUUGCUUCGCGGACCGAUGCGUCUAUCUUGAUCUGGGACCUGAUUACUGGCUCGCUCAAGUGGACCCUAAGGGGCCACACUGUGGGGCCCGACAUGCUGCGAGUAACUGAGAGCGGGGAACGGCUUUUUAGCUAUAAUUCCAAAGGACAUGACCCCACUCUGCGUUUAUGGAGCCUCGUAUCAGGAACAUCGGUGGCAUCUUUUACGCCGGAUCACCCAUUCAUUGAUUGUUGUCAUGCUGUGCUGGGAAGUCGGACUGUAGUUUAUGCGUCAGCCUCCUCGUCCGACACGGAAUUAGAAGAAAACGAAAGCAAUAUUGUCUCUCUGCUGUUAGCCAAUGGCUCCAACUGGCAAGAAAACUUCACCCCAGCACCUUUUGGAUCCUCCGCCUGUUCCGACGUUGUUGAUAUUCAUUUCACGUUGCCGCAAUCUGGCGUAUGACCACGGUCGAAAAGGUGGUGGAAGGAGAGCCAAAAUAUUUCGGUAACGUGAACCUCUGUCGGUGGUUUUUUGAGGAGUUGGAGGGUUUUGUCAUUUUGACAGACGUGGAGAGCUGUUAUCGUUUCGAAACCCCGUUUUGUUUGUUGGGGUACUCCUCAUCCAUAAAUUUUAUCAUAGUGAUUGCUGUAGAAAUCGAUCCGAUUUCUCUGUAGUUGAAUUAGAAAUCAUUUAUUUAGGAGAUGGUUUCUAAACGUGUUCGCAAUAUCACCGCUUCAGAAGGCCAGUAGGAUCUUCUACUACGUCGACACCUGCAUUUGUUACUAAUGUUAAUUUUGUAAGUUUUUUUUUUUUUUUCCUGACGAGGUGUGUUCAUUUUGUUUCUGAGAAACUUCGCGAAUUGAAUACCACUGUUACCUUUGGCCUCUUUCGAGUAUAUGCACCAAAUUGAUGAAUUCUAGUCGAAGAUAUUUUCUGUUCACAACCGAUCGACUAAGAUGCAGUAAUUCCGGGUGGACCCUUUCCAUUUACUGUAUUCGAUAUGUUUGGGCGCAAUCAAACAUUUCAGGACUCCCUGGUUUGGGAAGGGCAUAUUCGCUAUCAUCUCCUGGCGUUUAGCACAAAAAAUUGGUGCUGCUAUGUGAGGAAACGGGAGAAAAUACAUUUUUAUAAUAUUUGUGUAUAUCAUCCAAAUACAGAGAACAUCGUUAACUGAAA